AUGCCCAUCUUUUCCUGUAUACCAUUUGCAUGUUCUGGUCAUGUAGAUGUUAUCGAGAAGCGACAGUGUAAUUUGCACGAUUUACCGAUUGAAGUGGAACGAUGUGCGAAUUCGUUGGAGGAAUUGUAUCUGGAUUGCAAUCAAAUAUCAGACAUCACUGAGGGUUUGUGUCGAUGCAAAAAACUGAAAUGUUUGUCGUUAGGUCAGAACAAAAUUCUACGCGUACCGCCAUCAAUCGGCUCAUUAACGGCGCUUGAAGAACUUCACCUCGAAGAUAACGAACUAUCCGAUCUACCGGAAGAGUUGGUGAAAUGUUGCGAUUUAAGAAUACUCGACUUACGACUCAAUUUGUUGACAAGAUUACCAGAAGUCAUCUCAAAGUUAUCUUCCCUAACGCAUUUGUAUCUGUUUGAAACAUCAUUAACACAACUUCCACCAGAUAUCGAUAAAUUGAAAAAUCUUCGAUCACUUGAUGUUCGUGAAAACCAGCUUCGUGCACUGCCUCCAGCUUUGUGCCAAUUGAAACAACUCAGAGAAUUGGAUCUUGGUCGCAAUGAACUUUCUCAUUUGCCGUUGAAUCUGGGAUCGUUGGAGAAUUUAGAGGAUUUAUACGUGGAUCACAAUUUAUUAUCAUCGUUACCGGAUUCGUUAACAAGCUGCGACAAAUUAAGAGUAUUGGAUGUAUCGCAAAACGAUUUGUGUUCAUUACCAAAGCAGAUCGGUGAUUUAAAGUUAUUGGAUGAAUUGAACAUCGCUGAAAAUCGUAUUGCUCAGUUGCCAGAAACGAUUGGUUCUCUAAAGAAAUUAACCUUUCUGAAGGCAGAUUCAAAUGCUUUGACAGAAUUGAGUCCAGCGAUUGGUGAUUGCCAUUCAUUAUCUGAAAUAUAUCUCUUCAAUAACCAACUCACGACUCUGCCAAGUUCACUUGGAAAUUUGAAAGAAUUGAGUGUGUUGUCGGUUGCUGAAAAUCAGCUGGAAGAGAUUCCUUCAACGAUCGGUGGAUGUACGAAAGUAUCCAUAUUGACCUUACGUGGUAAUCGACUCCGUCAGCUGCCCAUCGAGAUCGGUCGACUCGCCAAUCUACGAGUUUUGGAUCUUUGUGAUAAUAUUCUUCAGUUCCUUCCGUUCACCAUCAACGUUCUCUUCAAUCUUCGAGCACUUUGGUUGUCUGUUGAUCAGACAUCGCCACUGGUCCCAUUUGAAUCGGUACAAGAUCCGGGUACACACGUUAAAGUGUUGACCAGCUACCUUCUGCCUCAAGGGAAAUGUGAAGAAGAAGCUGGAAUAGUGACACAUCAGCGUAGAACAACAUCUGGAGUGAAUGUGAGGUUCGGUAGUGAAGAGGGCGAUGUGAGCGGUGAAGAUGAGUCUGUCGGACAUUUCGAACGCAAGGGAACACCGCAUCCCAAAACACGAUCUCGUGCAGUCACUCCACGUCGACAAUCUAUUGAUGGCCAUUUCAUACCGCAUAAUCAGACUGAGAACACUGCAGAUCUGACGUUGUCAUUGCGGCGUAAAAGUGCUGGUGAUAUGCCGAAUGCUGAAGGAAGCAUCCAGAAGUCAUCGAAUCAAGCGAAUGGAACGAGUGCGGAACGGAGCGGAGCAAAUUCAUUAGCGCCAAUAUCCGAAAGUGACGAGAAAAUGAAUGUCAACCAACUGCCCGAUUUGAUCGCCAAUAAUGAUUCAUUUCGAUCGGAAUGUCGCAUAAUGGUUCGUCGAGAUGAGAGAAUUGGCUUUGGUUUGUCAAUUACAGGUGGUAUUGAAUGUGAACCGUACAAGGCGGAUGAUAAUGGAUUGUUCGUGUCUGGUGUUGUUGCAAACGGGCCAUCGCAGUCGUCUGGACUUAUGGUCGGUGAUAAGAUUCUGUCUGUGAAUGGUCAUUCAGUUGUUGAUCAAUCACAUUAUACGGUUGCUGAGAUGAUGCAGAAGGUGGAUCAAGUUGAAUUACUGAUACAACGUGAACAGCAACCAAGCACGUCCUCGUCUCAUUUAGGCAAUGAUGAUGUAAAGAAGGAAGGAACAAAUGAAGAAAGUGUCGAUGAGAAUAAAAAUCCAAAUGAGACAACCACUUGCGAGCAGUUGAUCUCAACAACGAUUCAGCGCGAUUUGAAUGGGUCGUUGGGAUUUGAGGUGGAUGCAGAUAAAGGGAAUUUGGUCGUGAAAUCGAUCAUAUCGCCAUCUGAUACGCUCAAACAAAGUCCAAUUCAAGUUGGCGAUCAUCUUCUAUCGAUCAAUGGCAAAACGCUAACUGGAUCACAUUUGGAUGUAGUGAAAGAGCUGAUGUCUGAUGAGAACUCGAAUGAAGUGUAUGUGGUUGUGAGACGUCAACAAUCGAGCAGUAAAGAUCGUGGAUUCGUGACGAAAUCAGAUUGCUCGUUGAUAUCGAGUGUAUCUGAAACACCGACAGAAGGUGCGUUCACGACUGACACACAAACAGAUCAGUCAUUCGGAAUGGAUGAUAAUGCUGAACAGACGAUUACUGCUGACAUUUCAACUGUACGUGUCGAGGUUCGUUCGAGUGAAGAAGUCGCUAGCGAGGCGAUUCACACACAAGAAGCUCGAGAUCAGUGUUCAUCAAUCAAUGCAAAUAUACAGCAAUCGAAUGCAACAUCUGAUCAGGUUCUGAAUCAGCAAGUUGUGAACAAUACAAGCGAGCCCGAAAAGAUGACAAUAUUGUCUAAAAUCAAAAAAUUCGAAAGUGUUUCACAAGUGCCAGAAUUGGAACCACAGGGAGAUGAACAACAGCCUUUACCUGCCAAGAAACCGUUGGUGAGUGCGGCUGAUAUCGAAAAGAUGAAAGAGGAAGAGAAUAAGAAGUUGGCGAAUUCCUUUUCGAUGGAUGUCGAUGAAUAUUCAAACACUGAUUUCUCAUUCGAGCACUUGCUCAGUAAUAAUGCUCUACCAAAUUCCAGUCCAGCAAUUGUACGCAUCAAAGAAGCUGCACAUCGCUUAAUUACUGCGAAUGGCCAUGGUGAAGAAGCCGUUGACGGUGUAUCCAUUACAGCGGCGUCUGAUAAGUCGACAAUGAAAUUCGAUGAAAUGCAAAAACGUCAAAUGUGGAGACAGGCGAGGUAUGAAUCGCUGGAAAAGGAUACGGUCGAAGCCGAACGUUUAAUGGAGCAAGUUCUUGACAUUACAGCUCGAUACGGUAAUAUCAGUGAAGAAGAGAGUGAACGUCAGUCGUCGAUGAACGUGUCGAGUGAAGAGAACGAAUUGCAUUCGACGGAUUCGAAUCUGGUGGAUGACGAAAAUGACGCAGCUGCGGUGAUCCUCAAAACAACCACCACUGUUGGCAGUCCCUACCAGCAGCCCUUGAUUCCGCUGUAA
Molecule: messenger RNA, 3327 nt
Organism: Anisakis simplex (herring worm)
Lineage: Eukaryota; Metazoa; Nematoda; Chromadorea; Rhabditida; Anisakidae
Source: the annotation of a GenBank genome assembly